CAAAGAAAGAAAAAAAGAGCGGAGUUACGCUAUUGGAAUCCAGUUUUGUAAAGGAUUAUCCAGAUCAGAUUAUUGUUGUAAAUUUGUGAUAUUGAUACAAAAUGACAAGGUUCUACCCUCGACCCAAACAUAGCUUUCAUUAAAAUUUAUCCCACGCGGAAAAGCUUCAGUUAUUUCCGGAGAAAAAUGGCCGAAUGAGUUCCUUCACUUGCAAGUCACUUGCGAAGACCUUAUCACAUCCUCUCAGCCAGAUUCAGUAUAAAAUGUCAACCCACCGGCAGCAACCAAAUCUGGUAGCUUGUUCUUUGUCUUUUUUCUUCAUUUACAGCAACACGGUAUUUAACAGGUACGUUGUGUCCAUCAUUCUUGUUCAAAACUUCGUUGAAAUUAAAUGCUGGUUGUUUUCGUUUCUUGGCUUCGCUUUAUGCUCAGAAAGUGAUUGCAGCUCGGGGAAUUAUUAAAGAAUGAUGAUAAAGUUGCUUUCUUUGUUUACGUGUUUCUAUCUUUAAGAUAACAACAAACUUACAAUUGUGCACUUUAUUAGUUUGUGAAUGGCGGUCUUAGAUAGAUAUUCUAAUCCAGGAUUUUGCUAUUACGAUAGAAAAAUAGAAAGGGGUUGCUUCCCGCUUUCGCCAUCCUCCCUCUUUGAACUCUUGCGUGCAAGCUAUUCGAUCAUAUGCCUCCUAAAACCGCCUAAUCGUUUUUUUAGUUUGUCUCUCUCUAAAUAUUAUCCUCAUAUGUUCCACAUAAACUUCAAAGUGUGUUCAACUUUAAGGUUUUCGUUUCCUUUAUUCCCUCAAUUUUCAAUCACCUGUCAAAUUGCAUCAUCAAUUCUGACCUGUUCUUGCAGUAACCUGUGUAGCGUCAUUGCGUCAAUUGAGCUGCAGAUUGAACCUGGUUGUGCUCAAGAGAAUUUAUAAAUUGUAUAAGGGUUUAAUAAUGGGAGGGCACAUGAGCAAAAAGCCAGAUGAGGUAACCUCAGUAGCUACUAUAAACAAUCUGAAGAACAAAACAGAGUUAAUGAAUUCAUAUGAAGUGGCUUGUAUGAAUGACGCGGAUUUGCAGAAGUUUGAUUCGACCCUACAGGCCCGAACCAAUAAUGUGAUUAGUACCCUAGCUGUUGGGGUUGAGGUUAAAUCAUUAUCCUUUGAUUCCUUGAAGGAAGUUACAGAGUGUCUAAUGGACAUGAACCAAGAAGUUGUCAAAGUGAUCUUAGAAUGCAAGAAGGACAUUUGGAAGAACCAAGAAUUGUUUGAACUGGUUGAGGAGUAUUUUGAGAACAGCCUUAAAACCCUAGACUUUUGUGUUUCCCUCGAAAAAUGUCUAAAGCGGACCCGUGAUUCCCAGCUAUUGAUCCAAGUUGCCCUCCAGCAAUUCCAGGAGGAGAGUGGGAAUGGAGGGAACAAUAACAAGUACACCAGAACUCUUGAGGAACUGAACAACUUCAGAGCUUCUGGAAAUCCCUUCACUGAAGAGUUUUUCCAGAUGUUCCAAUCUGUCUAUAUGCAUCAAAUAUUAAUGCUUGAGAAGUUGCAGUCAAGAAAAAACAAGCUGGAUAAGAAGCUAAAGUGCAUUCAUGCAUGGAGAAAGGUGUCAUGCGUGAUAUUUGCCGCAUCACUUGCCACCAUUCUGAUCUGCUCCGUGGUAGCUGCUGCCAUUGCUAUACCGCCGGUGGCGGCUGCUCUGGCGGCUGCCUCUUCCAUCCCCAUUGGCUCGAUGGGCAAAUGGAUCGAUUCUUUCCUAAAGAGCUACGAGGAUGUCAUAAAAGGACAGAAGGAGAUAAUAAACUCUAUGCAAGUGGGGAGUUAUGUGACCAUUAAGGACUUAGACACCAUACGGGUGCUGGUUGACAGGUUGGAGAUUCAGAUUGAGUCAAUCUUAAACAACGUUGAUUUUGCAAUUAAUGAAGAGGCUGUGAAGAUUGGCAUUGCAGAGAUCAGGAGCAAUCUGGAUACAUUCAUGAAGAAUGUUGAAGAUUUAGGGGUGCAGGCUGAUGUUUGUAGCAGGGACAUAAGGAGAGCCAGAACUGUCAUAUUGCAAAGAAUCAUUAAGCAACCCAACCAUUAAGGAUCAUUUCAUUCAUAUCACUACUUCAGAUUUCAGAGUAUUGUUAAUUGUUUUUCCUCAUGGAUCUUGUUGUUAAUGUCAUCCAUGACUCAUGAUAAUUUAUUCUUCACAUUAUUAAAUAAGGAUAUUGUAUUUAUUGAUAUUUCAUAUCAUAUGCACUAACUAUUCAUUUUUUUACGAAAAGCAAAGUUAUUAGUUAUUUAUUCCAC
This is a messenger RNA of Cuscuta europaea, 2276 nucleotides long. The record is from the annotation of a GenBank genome assembly. Lineage: Eukaryota; Viridiplantae; Streptophyta; Magnoliopsida; Solanales; Convolvulaceae.